Arachis ipaensis is the source of this 1220-nucleotide messenger RNA. The record is from RefSeq and is a predicted model, not a curated record. NCBI's taxonomy places the organism in Eukaryota, Viridiplantae, Streptophyta, Magnoliopsida, Fabales, Fabaceae.
GCUCCUCCCUCUUUCGCGAGUGCAAACCCUAAUUCCCUCCUUUCGGCGACCAUUUCUUCUCUUCCAACCACAAUAUUGAGCACCAAUAGGGAUUACAAGAUUCUUACUCACCUUAAUUACUCACUUCAAAAAGGUAUGAAGAGAAAAAGACUAAUAAAGAAGUAUCAAAGUCCUAAAACAUCCCUCAAAGAUGUUGAAGAUGCUAAAAUAGUGUCAUCUCCUAAUACAAGAGAAAAUGAUCAUAUCUCAAAUGUUGAAAAUGGUAUUAAAAGGAGAAGGCUUGUACAAUUUGAAGAGGAAGAAGAUGAACAUAUUGAACCGAAUGUUGUAUAUGCUAAAGAAAAUGUUCAUCUUUCAAAUGAUGAAAAUGUUAUCUUGGCACGAGAAAAAAGACAUCUUCCAAGUCAUUUUAGGUCAACAUCUUCUAAAGGCACGAGUCAACAAGAGCAUAUACCUCAAAGUUCAUCCAUUCAAAAUGAAGUUCAUAGUCAUAGCCUAUCAGAUGCUGAUUUUCUUAAUAAUGAAGAGGUAAAUGGAGUUGCUAUUUCUAGAAAGAAGUGGAACACCACAUGGUUUGUUAUUGUUGUAGAUGAACAAGGGGUUGAAAAGAGUAUGCAUCUUAAGGUAAAAGAUGCAUUUUCCCUUCAUCAUAGUAGGAAACGAGUUCUUAUAGAAUGGAAUGGAAGUGGUCAGUCAAUUGGAGAAUCCGGUGGACUCUUGGGAGGUGUUUUGGGGCUCAUUGCAAGUAAUUUUAAUAAUUUUCCUAUAAUGUACAAAACUUGGCAUAAGGUUCCAAUGCAAUACAAAGAUGCUGUUUUUGAGAAUACUAUUAAGAAAAUAUUUGUUGUUAUUGAUGAUGAACACAAAAGGUAUAUCUUGUCAAAUCUUGGAAAUAAGUGGAAGAAUAAUAGAUGCAAGCUAUUCAAUGAGCAUUAUAAAUUGGAACUUAGUUGGGAUGCAAAUGUUAAUUUGAAUCCAAUUGGAAUUCCCAAAGAUCAUUGGGCUGCAUUUUUGGAAUAUAGAUUGAGUCCAAAAACUCAAGAAUUGUGUGAAAAGAAUGCUACAAAUCGGCAACAAUUAAAAAUUCCUCACACUCUUGGCUCAAAAACACUUGCUAGGAAACGCCAUGAACUUGUACAUUUGUUUACUUUCUUAGUAUUUUUGUUUUCUUAAUUUUUUGUGUUAGUUAUAUUUUAAUUUGACCAAUCUUUUAAUAAUGU